AUGCGGAAUAAAGAACCGGUUUUGGAUGAUGGGGAAGUGGUGUAUGAGGAUGGUCCAGGUUGUGGGUGGAAUGAUUUUGAGGAUGAGGAUGUAAUGCAGCAGACGUCUUCUAUUCAUGAUGAUGAAGCCAAGAAGCUUCCGUAUGUGGGUGACAAGGAACCACUAUCUAGCUUGGCUGCUGAAUAUCAAUCUGGCAGUCCUAUCUUACUGGAGAAAAUCAAGGUGCUUGCUGAGCAAUAUGCUGCCAUUCGGCGUACUCGGGGAGAUGGAAACUGCUUCUUUCGAGGCUUUAUGUUUUCAUACCUUGAGCAUCUUUUGGAAGCUCAAGACAAAGCAGAAAUUGAUCGCAUCAAAGCCAAUAUUGAGAGAAGUAGAAAAGCACUUCAGACCUUGGGUUAUGCAGAAUUGACUUUUGAAGAUUUUUUUACGCUAUUCCUUGAGCAGCUGGAAGAUGUAAUUCAAGGGAAAGAGACUUCCAUAAGUCAUGAAGAGCUCGUGCUUAGAAGCCGAGAUCAGUCUGUAUCUGAUUACGUUGUUAUGUUCUUCAGAUUUGUUACAUCUGCUGCAAUUCAAAACCGCUCAGAAUUUUUUGAACCUUUCAUAAUGGGCUUAACCAAUACAACAGUUGAGCAGUUUUGCAAAUCAGCUGUUGAACCAAUGGGAGAAGAAAGCGACCAUGUGCACAUUACUGCCCUUUCAGAUGCAUUGGGUGUUCCCAUCCGUGUUGUGUACCUCGACCGCAGCUCAUGCGAUACCGGCGGUGUGAGUGUAAAUCAUCAUGAUUUCAUUCCAGCUACUGGUGAUCUCCCGAGCUCAAGUGAUAGCUCUGAAAAGAAGAAUCCUUUCAUCACAUUGCUAUACCGUCCUGGUCACUAUGAUAUCCUCUAUCCAAAGUGA
Messenger RNA from Vicia faba (fava bean), 897 nucleotides. The record is from the annotation of a GenBank genome assembly. Lineage: Eukaryota; Viridiplantae; Streptophyta; Magnoliopsida; Fabales; Fabaceae.